This is a messenger RNA of Bacidia gigantensis, 891 nucleotides long. RefSeq lists its product as uncharacterized. The record is from RefSeq and is a predicted model, not a curated record. Bases 1 to 891 code for a protein of 296 amino acids. NCBI's taxonomy places the organism in Eukaryota, Fungi, Ascomycota, Lecanoromycetes, Lecanorales, Ramalinaceae. Gene Ontology annotation, biological process: monoatomic ion transport. Gene Ontology annotation, cellular component: plasma membrane; endoplasmic reticulum. Gene Ontology annotation, molecular function: monoatomic ion channel activity. The transcript is spliced from 6 exons.
AUGAUUGACUCCAUCGGAGACGCCAUGAAGAAGGCUACAAGCACCUUGCCCAUCCCAACCGUCGUACCCGAUGCACCAGAGCUCCAGAAGUCUGGCGAUGUUGGCAACCGUACCCUCUGGGUCGUGUUCGUCAUCAUGGUCAUCUCCUCCAUCGCCUUCUAUGCUAUGGCAUUCCGUGUCCCAGUCCAAAAACGUUUGUUCCAUAUCCUGACAGCUUUUAUUACGACUUUCGCUGCCAUCUCCUACUUUGCCAUGGCCGUUGGUGAUGGUAUCAGCCACAAUAAGAUCGUCAUUAAGGAGAAGCAAAAGAACUUCCCAGAUGUCGACCACAUCAUCUACCGCGAGGUUUACUGGGCUCGAUAUGUUGACUGGAGUGUGACUACCCCACUCCUGCUCCUAGAUCUCUCACUCUUGGCUGGUCUUGCUGGUGCCAAUAUUCUGGUUGCCAUCGUUGCCGAUGUCAUUAUGAUCUUGACCGGUCUGUUCGCCGCUUUCACCGUCGACUCAGGUCCCAAGUGGGGUUGGUAUGCUAUUGCAUGCAUCGCCUACCUUGUCGUCGUCUACCAGCUCGCUUUCAAUGCUCGUGGCGUGGUCAAGGGCAAGGAUUCCAAGACAGCCACCUUCUUCACUGCCAUCGCCGGUUUCACACUCAUCCUGUGGACCGUCUACCCAGUGAUCUGGGGCGUUGCCGACGGCUCUCGCAAGGCUGAUGUUGACGCUGAGAUUGUUGCCUAUGCCGUCCUUGACGUUCUGGCUAAGCCUGUCUUCGGCUUCUGGCUCCUCUUCACUCAUGACUCUCUGUCCAGCACUGGCUCUAUCGAGGGCUUCUGGGCCAAUGGCUUCGGUAAGGAGGGUACCCUCCGUGUCGGUGAUGACGACGAGGGAGCGUAA